Molecule: messenger RNA, 1531 nt
Organism: Mangifera indica (mango)
Lineage: Eukaryota; Viridiplantae; Streptophyta; Magnoliopsida; Sapindales; Anacardiaceae
Exons: 2
Coding region: 407-1420 (337 amino acids)
Biological process (GO): microtubule-based process
Cellular component (GO): dynein complex
Molecular function (GO): dynein intermediate chain binding; dynein light intermediate chain binding
Source: RefSeq, a predicted model, not a curated record
UAAAAUUACAUAUUGCAACAAUAAAGAAGACUGAAGAGUUGCUUGCGACCAAAUGGCAUUUCCCCCUUUUCUACAGUUGUAAAUGACGCCACUGAGCUUUUCGACCAUUUUUGGUGAUGGUUCUUCCCUGUCAGAUCCCUAGGCUAACAGUAGUUUUACUGUGGCACCUAAACCAUCAGAUUUCUUCUUCAUUCAGAUCAAGUCAAUGGUCAAACAUAUCAUAGACCCUCCAUUACUUCUUGGAUGUGCAUGUUAAAACAAAACAGCCCUGGUCCUAGAUCUAACCACAGAACUGCCAAUCACAAAACACGGACGUCCUUACCACCAUCCCCAAACGAGUAGGCAACAGUUCCCACUUCACUUCUUUCUUUCUCCAUUUUCCUUAUCCCCAACCAUAUUACAUCACAUGGAACACCGCAUCACCCACCACAACCGCAUCAUAGCAGCAACCCCAGAUCCUUACCCAUCUAUGGAUCCCACCCUCAAAAACCAAUCAAACAAAACAAACAUCUCUUCCAAAACCACACAAAAGAACCCUGAUUUUUCAACAUCAUCUAAACCCUUUUGUUAUUUGACCAAUAGUUUUUCAAGGUUGAACCUUUAUCAUAACAAAGCUCCUACUUCACAAAAACACAUCAGAAACCCACCUACCAAAGACAUCCAUUUGCAAGCUAAUGCCAUGAUUUUUUCUGCUGAUUCUGAUUCCUCCAAGUUCCCACACGUUAAACCAAGCAAAUUAAUGCAGCCCCAACAGAAAACAGCAUCCAGAAAUGACAAAGAUAGCCGUAUAAAGGAGGAAGCUUCAAAAGAGAUAAGGAAGAAAUCAUCGAAAGGUGGGCCAUUGAUUAGUAAACAGAAGGAAGUUUGUAAAGAGGAAGUUAAUUCUAAGAAACUGGUGUUAGUGAAAGAUACAGACGUGAAGAAUCUACAACAUCAAGGGCAUGAUGCUAUGAGAUUUUCAGUUUCAAUAGGGCGAAGGAGAUCCUUCUGUGACUCAGAGGUCGGGUUGGGUAGUGUUCUUGCAAACUGCGGUGUGAAAGUUGUUUCAGUUGAUAUGCCGCCGUUUAUGCAGAUCCAUGCGGUUGAUUUUGCAAGAAAGACUUAUGACAGCUUAGAAAAGUUCACCGCCAAAGCCCUUGCACUCACUCUCAAGAAGGAGUUCGAUGGGGUUUAUGGACCGCCGUGGCAUUGUAUUGUGGGGACAAGUUUUGGGUCUUUUGUCACGCAUUCGGUUGGUGGGUUUCUUUAUUUUUCGAUGGAUCAUAAGCUGUAUAUCUUAUUGUUUAAGACGACUGUACAAAAAAGCAGAGUGAAGUCACAGCAUCUCUACUCUAGUAUGGAAAACUUUAGAAAAUAUAAAGCAACAUUGUGUUGUAUUAUCCCAUUUGUAGCUUGUACAUUGGAUUGGCUCAAAGAGUAGGACUAGGACGUGAAGAAAUCGAUUUUCUUUUUGUUCAAUUUCCAUUUGUUUGGCUGUUUGACCCUUUUUAAGUGGUCUAAAUUUUAAUCAAUUAGACGUUUCUUUCAUGAC